This is a messenger RNA of Mesoplodon densirostris (Blainville's beaked whale), 1177 nucleotides long. It is a transcript of the gene C10H3orf18, whose product is annotated as chromosome 10 C3orf18 homolog. Lineage: Eukaryota; Metazoa; Chordata; Mammalia; Artiodactyla; Ziphiidae. The coding region runs from base 428 to 916 and encodes 162 amino acids. The transcript has 5 exons. The record is from RefSeq and is a predicted model, not a curated record.
CUAGUCCCUGUCCAGGCUGGCAGAGCGGGCGCUCUCGGCUGUGGGCGGUGUGACGUCGCGGGCCCAGCCCAGGGAGGUACUCCCAGGGCGCCCAGGGAGGGCGGACCUUGGGUCGGACCCGCCGCCCCCAAUCCCGGGGCCUGGGGGUCCCCCUCACCUUGCCCCGGCCUCCUGCCAGUCGCCACCACCCCUAGCCUCUCCCGCUGAGUUCGGCGCCCCAGAGAGGAUUAAGUAAGUGCUGAGGUCGCCGCUUCUGUGCAAGAAUGGAGGAAUCACAGAGUCGCGAAGCACCCAGGGAGUCAGGGAGCUCUCUUUAUCCAAGGACGUGGCCCCCUGUAUGGGUAGUGGGGGCCACAGGCUGGGACACCCCUGAUGUCAGAAGUGAGUGAGCAGGUUGACUGACCACAAGCAGUCCCUCAGCAUCAGCAUGGACUCCAGGAUCCCAUCUGCUAGGAGCUGGAUCAGUAGCCACCCACCCACCUCUGAACCUGACCUGGAGCCUGCCACAGAUGGGUCAGCUUCCAAGACAACCACACUCAGCCCUGAAGCCACCAGCUUUAAUGACACCAGAAUCCCUGACGUGGCUGGUGGCACAGCCGGCGUGGGCACAAUGCUUCUGUCCUUUGGGAUCAUCACAGUGAUUGGCCUGGCUGUGGCCAUGGUUUUGUACAUCAGGAAGAAGAAGAGGUUGGAGAAGCUGCGCCACCAGCUCAUGCCUAUGUACAACUUCGACCCCACGGAGGAGCAAGAUGAACUGGAGCGGGAGCUGCUGGAGCACGGGCGGGACACUGCCUCUGUGCAGGCUGCCACCGCUGUGCAGGCCACGCAGGCCAAGACCACUCUUCCCUCUCAGGGCCCAAUGCAGAGGCCCAGCCGGCUGGUGUUCACUGAUGUAGCCAAUGCCAUCCACGCGUGAGGAGCCCAGGGACAGGCCUGGACCUCUGAUGAAGACACCUGCCACAGUGCCCUCAGCUGCCCACUCCGAGAUCAUUAGGACCUCCUCUCAGGACCUACCCUGCCAAGGCCUCAGCUAUUUUGAGGACCCAGCUUCUGACCCUCCAGGCUCUAAAAGAGGCCCCUGGCCAGGUUGGGCAUAUGGCCACUGAUAUCCCCUGACCUGAGGGCCCUGGAAUGCAGAGCAUCCCUCAUAAGGCUUCCUUAUGCUGGCUGGCUUCCU